AUGUCCAAGACGCCCAUCAUUCUACGGCUUCUUUGCCUUCUCAAUAUUUCUCUGGGACUUUUCACAGAGCCUUCUCUAGCUACCAGGCUCAAUCAGUCGGUAGUGGCAUCUCCGAACCCGGCACGCUACAUCUCUCAACCGCAUCCUAGUCCCACCGAAGCCAAGAAUCAAUCCUAUGGCCAGAUUCCCGGUGUGUACACGCCGUUGCCCACUCAAGAGCCAGGUGCUUGCAGCAUCACCGACGAAUACUGCUCGUACAACGGCACGGACAGAAACCCAGACGGUUUGAGCGAUCAAUGCAUAUUGUGGGACAAUACUUGCUCGGGAAACCAAACAUUAGCAAUCGACCAAUUUUUCAGUCAGACACAAGGAUUGCUAUACGAAAAUGUCUGCUUCACGAGCGAUGGAGAUGACUCUGUGGAAUCUAAUUGCACCCAACACAAUACACCUGCCAGAUACUCGGAGUUCGCGAGAAUAAAAAGUUGGAUGAGAUCACCGCAAUGCAUUAGUAGCCAGGGUGUGUACCAGAAAGCGCACCCAGCUCCGGAUACGGAGGGCAUGCAGGGUGAGAAACGUGCCGAUGAUAAGCGCGAUAAUAGCACGCAAGGGCGCGUCUAUGGAGGGGGUACUUGCUGCGGCACCUGCAACAUCGAAGCUGGGAAUGUCGACGUAUACUAUUGGCCGGCUUCCAAUGCCAACAGAUCUUGUCUGAGCAUCAUCGGCAACAGCGUCAAUCCCCCUGAUUAUCGCGCCACGACAGAUUCACUCGGGCUCAAGUACUGGGGAUGCACAAAGCCUCUGACAGGUAUUAUAGAUGAGUCAGUACAGACCAUCACCACUGCCUCUGUCAUGUUCACAGGAUCGAUGUCAUGGAAAGCAUACUUAGAGAAUCCAUGGGACUCGCCCUUGUGCCCCACAACGUCUGCAGCAUCCCCGGGCUCAAAUUCAUCUGUUAAUGCACGCGCCUUAGACGUCCAAAUUUACGCACGUGGUCAUUCCUUAGUCACUCCAGCGUCGGUCACCGGCAAGGAUGACCUGCCUAUAACGACCGUGGUGUCUGGAAGCUUCACCUUUACUUCUCCAUCAGUCUAUGCUGCUUUUAGCAACAUAGGUGCAUACGACUCUUGCGGUGCGGAGGUCAUCUCAACAACGAUGCUCUCUUUUGCUCCCGGAGAGCUGUCGACCGUGGUUGGACCUCGCUACUUUGGGAAUAUUGCGGCGACGACUUUACCAUUCAAUUUUGCAGACCUCCCCUGUCCGCCUUACAGCGUUGCUUCUGAAAACUACUACAAGCCUGAGCCGGGGGAGCCAUAUAGACCUCUGAUCGCUAUACCCAGCCAGGUCAGGGACAUGGUUCCGUGGUUCCAGUACUGUACAGAUUUGUGGUUCACGGGCUUCGAUCCGCCGAGGUCUCUAAUUCCAGCAGCAGCAAUAGCCCCGCCUGUCACUACUAGCGAUCUUGCAGCCCUCACCAUAGCACCGCAGCCGAGUGCGACUCAAUUUCCUGGCGCAAAGCAGACAGCUGCAGUGUGGAACCCAAUACCUCUUCCAUCGCCACUCCAACACGUGCCUCUCCCAAAAGAGACCAAUACAGCGCCGGUGCUCAAGCCCCAAGUGUCCAAAGAGACCAACCCAGUGCCAAUCAUCAACCCACAAGCAUCGCAGCCUCAACCUGCAGACGGUGACCUAGGAUCGGAGCAUCAAGGUUCGUCUCAGAAAGGCAGUGGCUCAACAGAACCUAGCGGACAAUCGAGCAUUCAGAAUGAUAGCAGUGGAGAUCCCAAGUUUCCAGGAGAUUCGAACCAAGAUGCAACAAAGGACCCGUCUUCGCCUGCCCAGAAUCAAGAAAUCAACACUGCUCAAAUUGCUACAAACGCGGCGGCCCAACAUAGCUCUCAGAACGAAAGUCCAGAUCCAGGAGAUUCAACACCUGCCGAGGCUGCCACGCUGGUAGAAACAACAAUAUCGCUUGCUGGUCAUGCUGUGGUGGCGGGCCCCUCUGGUGUUCAUGUCGACGGCGUGAAAGUCAAUCCUAAUCAGGCUCCAACAGACAUAUCUGGAAUGGCGGCUAUAAAUCAAGGAAACAGCAUCGUAGUUGCCAGCCAGAUCUUCCAUUUAGCGGCUUCAACAGAACAAGUUGCCACGAUGAUUGCAGGCCAGACAGUCAUCCCUAUCGCUAACGGCGUGUCAAUCCAUGGUACUUCCAUUACAGGCACAAACACUGCGAUAAUCUCCGGAACAGCGGUAUCUGUUCAUGACUCACACCUUUACUUCGGAAGCAAAUCAUAUCCACUUCCAACCGCAAACCCUGCAUCAGCGACGACGUUAGCCAAUGGAGCAGUAGCUCUCCCAAUACCGAACGCAGUAUCAAUCUAUGGAACUACACUUACCGCUGGCGCACCAGCAGCAACAUUUUCUGGAACUGCCGUCUUCCUUGACGUUUCGAAUAACCUUGUCUUCGAUGGUACUGGCCAGGCUCUGCCUCAUUUCUCUCAAACAGAAUCCCAGUCGGGCCAGGUCACAACUAUUGAUGGUGUAACCCUUGAGCUGCUCUCAAGUGGUAUCUCUGUUGCCGGCACUACUUUGACACCUGGAGGACCUGCUAUUACUGCUUCCGGCACUGCUACGUUGUCGCCGGGAGUUUCAGGAACGACCUUAGGUGGAACUUUGGUGUCUCUGGGCUCAGGUGGCAAUCUUGUGAUUGGGUCCAAAACAGUGGUACUUGGGGUUCCCAGUGGAAGCUUGGGUGGAAUAAUUAUGGGGGGAUUCGGGUCUGGAGGUCCAUUGGCCAACAGCUCGUCCCCACCAGGGAGCCUACCGUCAGUUCUUAGCAAUAGUACAAGUUCUAGCGUGCACAUCUUUGAGGGAAGGGCUAGAUGCUUACGAAGCCUUGUUCCAGAGGGUCUAGCUGGCUUCACAAUUGCGAUACAUUUAGUGUUGUAUUUUUACAAAUACCAAUAA
This is a messenger RNA of Letharia lupina, 2961 nucleotides long. RefSeq lists its product as uncharacterized. The transcript has 4 exons. NCBI's taxonomy places the organism in Eukaryota, Fungi, Ascomycota, Lecanoromycetes, Lecanorales, Parmeliaceae. Bases 1 to 2961 code for a protein of 986 amino acids. The record is from RefSeq and is a predicted model, not a curated record.